AAUUUAAAAAUUUAAAAAUAAAUUCGUUAAAGUUCACACGGGUGGUUCAUUAUUAUGCUUAAUGAUCAUAAAAAUUUGAGUUUUUUUUGGUAGGUAGAUAGGUAUUGAAAUUACAUACGUACAACUAAAUGCACGUGCAAAAACAUAUUAUUCUCAUUAACAAGAAUUCAAAUAAAUUUUUCUUCGAAAUUUAACUUGUAGGUAUAGGUAGAGGUGCCUACCCAAGUGUGAAAACACAUUUCAAUUAACAAGAACUGGAAUAAAUAUUGCUUUAAAAGCAGAAGCUUGAGCACUACUCUGAACUAUUUUUCAAUCAAACGUGAUACUUGUGGCACGCGCUAUCAAAAUGAAAACCAUAACCAUAUUCAUCGUUUUCAUCGUACUAUUUGAAGGAAUUGAACCUGCCGCCUUGAACGGAUGUGCACCAGUGAAUACAACAUUCUGUAAUGGAGUCAACGUUGAAUGUAUUAAUGGAAUAGUUACAAUAAAUGGCAAACAAUACAAAUCUAUCAAACCAUCUGAUAAAGUAGAAGUUACCUUCAAUGAGUUAAAAGUGAAUGACAAACUCGUCGAGAAGAUCAUCGCAGCCCCUGGAACUGGGAGGAGUUCUUUUCUUAGUGCAAAUCCAACACGAGAAGCGAAUGGCAAUAAAUGCCCAUCUGUAGCAAAAAUAAACGCAUCUCAUAUACCUCACUAUUGUAGAAAUGGGCAGUUGUAUGUAGAUGGUGAAAAAAUUGAAAAUGUAAGACCUACAGAUAGCGUCGUAAUUAAUUCAAAUGAGCUUAGAAUUAAUGGUGAAUUCGUUCGAAAUAUUCGAGAUGGCGAAGAGAAACCACGCAAAAAUGAUAACGUAAUCAAUGAUCUUCUCGGACCCAACGUUCUCCUUAGGGACAAUGUUAUCAAUAAUCGUACCACUUCUCCAUCCAGAAACUUUAAUUCAUUCAAUGAAGACAGUUUUGACAAUGCAGUUUUUGAUAAUGCAGCUUUUAAUGACGAGUCGAGCUUCAGCUUUCAGAACAACAAUCGCCCUGGAUCCAAUUCCAGCUCAAAGAAACGUAAAACUCCCAGACCUGUUAGCCCAAAACGACCUAGGGCUGUUAAAAAUACUAGGAGAUCGGUAACGAAGACCGCAAGUAAAAGCGCUAAGACGGGAGACGUGCCAAUAACUACUUCCAGUGAUGAUAAGAAAAUUUACGGUUUUUCUGGAUUGAAGGUAAUUUGUAAUGGAUGUAAUGGUGUGAAUUCUUACUGGAAAGGUGACAAAUUUUACAUCAACGACGUUGAAAUAAAAAAUUGCAAACGUGGGGAUAAAGUGGAAAUCAAUGGAAAUGAAGUCAAGUUGAAUGGCAAAUUCAACACCAACAUUUAGUUGAUCAUAGAAUCGUUUCCAUAGUUUGAAAUCACAAAUCAAUGAGUUUAUUUUUAUGUU
Molecule: messenger RNA, 1429 nt
Organism: Planococcus citri (citrus mealybug)
Lineage: Eukaryota; Metazoa; Arthropoda; Insecta; Hemiptera; Pseudococcidae
Exons: 2
Coding region: 347-1369 (340 amino acids)
Source: RefSeq, a predicted model, not a curated record